AUGGUCCAAUACAAGCUUUACUACUUCCCUCUCCGUGGCCUGGCUGAAGUUGCCCGCCAGGUUGUUUAUUAAAAACUUUAUAAAAUAAUAAAAAUGAACUUAGCUUUUCGCUCUGGCCAAAGUCGACUACGAGGACAUUCAAAUCCCUGUCGAUCAGUGGCCAGCGAAGAAAGAAGGUUUGAAAAAAGAUUUUCACAAGGAAUGGUGAAAUUAAGAAAUGAUCUUCGCCAAGAUGCCAGUUCUGGAGGUGGAUGGAGUCCAGAUUCCUCAAUCUCUGGCCAUCGCCAGGUUCCUGGCGAGGAAGUUCGGUGAGAGGCUUUUUUGACUUGAACUUGUGCGCUCCAAGGAGAAACGAGGGCAAAGCAGGGUUUUCUAAUGAUAGUGAAGCUGUUCAGUGAUAUGAUUAGUUUGAUUAAGUGUAAAAAUGCUGAAAAAAUCUUCCAACUCUUUCUUGUGCGCUCCAAGGACAGCUCGAGUGACACGCUCACACAUUAUCAUUUCUAGGGAUCACUUAAGAGUGCUGACGGUAUUUAAGUGGUCACUAGAAAUUCCCCGACACGUCCGAUUUGCGUUACCAAUGUCCGAGUUAGGUAGAAAACCGUUGUGUGCAUUUCUAGUGAUCACUUUAGCGGCCUCAGCGCAAUAGAAAGAAUGUUUUUUUUUCUAGAACUGCUUUUCCGACAUUUACUCUAUACUAACUUGAAUCAAUCAACUUGCAGGCUAUGCCGGAAAAAAUCCAGUAGAAGAAGCUCUGGUCGACGCCUUGGCCGACCAGUACAAAGAGUUCUACACGGAGAUGUCCGACUUCUUCUAUCGGGCCGCUGGAUUCAAAGAAGGCGACGUCGAAGAAGCCAAGACUAGAGCCUUACUCCCGGCUCGCGAGAGGUUCUUCGCCUUCCUCAGCAAGUUCCUGAAGAAGAGCAAGUCAGGUGAGAUGGAUUUAAGGAAAUUUCAAAAAGUUCAAUUCAAAUUAAUCUUUGACAUUAAUUUUGAACUUCAAGAUGGGCUUUGACAUUUCUGACAUUAGUUGGGAAUUGAUUUAUAUUUUUAAAAAAACCUUGAUGAGUUUUUCGAGAAAAGAUAGAGGUCCAUUGUUUCAGAAAUUAGUCCAUACUCCUUUAAAAACCUUAUUUUUUCUUCAAAAACUUCAAUUUCCUCCCAGGAUUCCUCGUCGACGGCGGCUUGACCUACGCCGACCUGAUCAUCGUCGACAACGCGACCUCCUUGAUCAACUUGUACCCCGAUUACUUGAAAGGCUAUCCUGAGGUUAAAAAUAAAUCCGUAAAAAAUUGAAAUAAACUGAAAUACUUCCAGAUCCAAGCCUGGUACGACAAGGUUGUCAGCGUGCCAGCCAUCAAGGCCAGAAUCGCGUCUCGCCCGAAAACUACCGCAUAA
This is a messenger RNA of Caenorhabditis auriculariae, 1395 nucleotides long. NCBI's taxonomy places the organism in Eukaryota, Metazoa, Nematoda, Chromadorea, Rhabditida, Rhabditidae. The record is from the annotation of a GenBank genome assembly.